Messenger RNA from Tuber aestivum (summer truffle), 383 nucleotides. Lineage: Eukaryota; Fungi; Ascomycota; Pezizomycetes; Pezizales; Tuberaceae. The record is from the annotation of a GenBank genome assembly.
AUGACCGUCAAAAGAGUUUGCUCCCUCUCCCUCUGCCUAUACCAAUAACUUACUGCUAACUCAACCGCCAUAAAAAAAUUUAAAAAAAGGUCCAUUUCCUCGCGCACGGCAAAGUCCAGGGCGUCUUCUACCGCAAGUACGCCAUCGAGCGCGCCACGGCCCGCGGACUCACGGGCUGGGUGCAGAACCUGCCGAAUGGGAAGGUGGAGGGCGAGGCGCAGGGAAUCGAGGGUGAGGUGGAGGCCUUCUUGAAGGAUCUGGAUAAGGGGCCGGCGGCGGCUCAUGUUGUCAGGUUGGAUAGGACGGAGAGGGAGGUGGUGGAGUCUGAAGGGCAGGGAGCCGGGUUCGAGAAGAGGAGGUACAAUGGCGGUGGUGGGAUUUGA